UGCGCCUGCGCCCUGACGUCACUGGCUCAGCGCGGCCUCCAUUUUGCAGCACCUUUGCAGGCCAGCAAGUUCCAUUUGUAGUGCAGCAUCAGUAAAUAAAGUGCAUAAUAAGGGUUAUUUUCAAACUGAAGAAAUAUUUUGUCGGACAGGACGAUGGCUGAACCGUCGGCGGACGUGGAGGUUCCGGAGGGCGCAGAGGUUCGCAAACUGUCGGAGCUGAGAGUUAUUGAUCUGAAGGCCGAGCUGAAGAAGCGAAACCUGGACACCACGGGCGUCAAGAGCGUGCUGUCGGAGCGACUGAAAAAGGCCAUCGAGGAGGAGGGUGCAAAUCCCGAUGAGAUUAUUGUGGCUCCGGAUUCAGCACCAAAGAAAACCAACGUUGCCCCUAAGCGGGCUGCCAGAGAUACCAGGCAAGAGAAUGAUGAACCAGAGGACAGCACUAUUGAGGAAGACUCCCAUGAUGGGCAUGAGGAACUGCAGGAUGAUCAUGAGAACAUGCAGGAAAUGGACAUCCUCGACAUGAACGUUCUGGAUGAGACGGAGAACGACAAUGGAGUACCAGCUGAGGAUGAUGAAGAUGAAUCUGAGAAUUUCCAUGGAGAAGACGACACAUUGAUGAAUGAAGAACAUGACAACAGGGGUUUCGAGUCAGAAGAUGAAGCAAGAGGUCCAGAGAUGGGCGAGUCUGAGAUGUUAUAUAAGGAUGAAUAUAUGACGUGCUCAUCAAUCAAUACGGCUCAGGAUCCAGAUGCAGACGACAUGAAAGAAGAAACAGAAAAUGACAAAGUAGCCGGGUCUUGUUUAUCUGAGCCGCUUAACGAAGAUCAACACCAGAGCCACGAGACGAGCCCUGAAGAAGAGCAAGCUGCCACCGCCAGAGGGGAAGACAGUGUGUCCGACAAAGCCGCCUCUGGAGAUGUGGAGACCGACAGGGAUGUUGUGGACAUGGACGCCAAAGAGGUUGGGGACAUACAGAAUGUCCCAGAAGAGACAUUUGACGCUGAAAACAAAAGCUCGCAGGCUGUUAGUGUAAGCGAACAGGGCGCUGUGGGUGAAACCGUUGAUUCAGAAAUUGGGUCUAAGAAGGGUGAGGAGGAUGAGAAGACAGAAGAGAAAGCUGCUGCGGAUUCAGCCUCGACAGUGAAAGAGUCCUCUUCUGUAGAGGGCGAUGAUCAGAAAAAGAGCUCGGAGGAAAAAGAUGGCCAGACUGAGCCAAAAGAUGAAAAGGCCGCCGGAAGUGGUGCUGCAGCGAGCAAUAGCAGGAAUCUGUGGGUCAGCGGUCUCUCGUCCACUACCAGAGCGACAGAUUUGAAGACUCUCUUCAGCAAAUACGGCAAGGUUGUUGGAGCUAAGGUGGUGACCAAUGCCAAGAGCCCCGGGGCUCGUUGCUAUGGUUUUGUUACCAUGUCCUCCACAGAGGAGGCCACCAAGUGUAUCAGCCACCUUCACAGGACUGAGUUGCAUGGCAGGAUGAUCUCUGUGGAGCGGGCUAAAAAUGAGCCAGCGGGGAAGAAGCCAGCAGACAAGAAUGACCCCAAGAAAUCUGGCAGCGAAAGGAGACACUCCUCCGACUCCAAGUCUGAUGGAAAGGAUGAGAAAUCUGAGGGAGAAGGGAAAGAUGGCAAAGGGCGAAAUGAGAGGACUGUAGUUAUGGACAAGUCCAAAGGAGAGCCCGUUAUCAGCGUCAAAACCAAAAGCAAGGAGCGAAGCACAAAGAGUCGGGACCGCAAGUCAUCUAGUAAGGAGAAGAAAGACAUCCUGUCAUUCGACCAGAUCAAGGAGCAGAGAGAGAGGGAGAGACAGAGACAACGGGAGAGGGAGAUCAGAGAGGUGGAAAGACGCAGAUACACUGACCGUGAUCGUGACAACCGCCCAGAUCGUGAGCGUGAGCGAAUCCGUUUGUUCAGGGAGAGAGAGGAGAGGAAACACUUGAUGCGGAAGAGACACUGGCUUGAGGCUGAGAAGCAGCGUCUCGAUGCGGACCGUAUGGAGCGUCAGUUCCUGGAGCGUGAAAGGUUACGUAUAGAGUACGAGAGGCGACGGGAGCAGGAAAGGAUCCUCAGGGAGCGUGAGGAGCUGAGACGGCAGCAGGAGCAGUUGCGUUAUGAACAGGAGCGACGCCCCAUUAAAAGGCCUUAUGACAUGGAUGGCCGGAAAGAUGAUUGGCCUGACAAGCGCAUGGCCAUGGAUGACCGUUACGGCCGUUCCGACUUCGGUCGACAAGAGCGUUAUCAGGACUUUGACCACAGAGACCGGGGCCGUUACCAAGAUGACAUGAUGAUGGACAGGCGGGACAACACUCGUGGCAUGGGUGCAGACAGAGAUGGUCAGCACUUCUCAGACAGGUCAGACAGACAUGGCAGAGACGGCCGAGAGCCCUGGGGUGGAGGCUAUGACAAGCGCAUGAACCCGAGGGAAGGAGGUCGAGACUGGGACUCCGGUCGGAAGAUGGAAGGAGACAGACCGUGGCAAAGUAGGGAUGGUGCUAUCCCAGGCCAGAGCCACAUGGCACGUGGAGGAAUGGCAGGCCGCGGAGGCUACAUGAACACAGGAACAUCUCAGUCCCUCUCUGGAGCUCUCAACAGACAGAACCAGCUGAUGCAGGGCGGCGGGCUGCAGGGUGGAGCUUUUGGUCGACGCUACUGAUGUCUGUCUGUCUGAAGACCAUAGUGGGACUGUUUCAAGAGGUCAUAUCAGGGAGGAUGUGGCCAUCUUGUUUUUGUACAUUUUUUUAAAAUCGGGAUUCUUUUUUGACAUAAUUCCAGUCCAUUUUUGAUGGAAACCUUUACUUUUUUUUGUUGCUUCUCCAUUUUUUUUGAUCUCCUGCCUUAUAUUUAUCAUUCAGUCCAAUCUACCUUGUUUGUUUAACACACCUGACUGCUUACAAGAAUUUGUUGUGUGUGCAGGUUGGCCUUUGGUGGAGAGUAGCGUCAGAGCUCUGUGCUGUAAAUGUAGAUGUUUUUCAGAGGUUGAUGGACCUAACCUCACCAGUCUCAUAUCUGUAUCUCAGUUUGUGUCUGAAACAUUUUGGAAGUUUUCUGUUCUCGUUAAAUGAGCCUUUGUUGCAAUUAACUUGUGCAGAACUUGAGGCUCCUUUUGACGGUAUUCUUUUUAAAACACAUGGUUGGUAAUAAUUUCCCUGCUGAACAAAGGUUUUUAAAUUAAAUGUCAACAUUCUGAUUAUCCAAGCUUAUUAGACUUUUCUUUUUAUAUUUCAAUUAGUUUUUUUUUUUGUUGUAUAGUAUUUGAUUUGUGUGAUUGUUGAGUAACGGUAGUGUGUGUAUGUGUGCAUAGAUCAGUGAUGAAAUCUAAAAUUUAAUGUAUGAUGUUUCAGCCUAAAUUUUCUGUCACUCAAAUGUUGUUUUUUUGUUUUUUUUUUUUUUUUUUUUUU
Molecule: messenger RNA, 3391 nt
Organism: Xiphias gladius (swordfish)
Lineage: Eukaryota; Metazoa; Chordata; Actinopteri; Istiophoriformes; Xiphiidae
Gene: safb
Product: scaffold attachment factor B
Exons: 20
Coding region: 154-2646 (830 amino acids)
Biological process (GO): regulation of mRNA processing; regulation of transcription by RNA polymerase II
Cellular component (GO): nucleus
Molecular function (GO): sequence-specific DNA binding; RNA binding
Source: RefSeq, a predicted model, not a curated record